UUGUCUUUCGCAGGUUUAUCCACGUUCACUCAGCAGCCGGCAUCAAUCAUAGUAAUGGAGGGAUCCGUGGCCAGAUUCACCUGCAAAAUCACAGCCACGCCUCCACCAAUCAUCACCUGGGAGUUUAACAGAGUCACUUUACCAUUGGCCACUGAAAGAAUCACAGUGCUGCCCAGUGGCGUUUUGCAAAUUCAGGGAGUUGAACAGAGGGAUGCUGGGAGUUACAGAUGUGUGGCAGCUAAUAUUGUCAGCCGACGGAGAAGCACAGAGGCCACGCUAACCGUCACCCCAGCAAUGUCUCCCAGAGCUCCUCAAAGGCCGCGGAUCAUCGCCGGUCCGCAGAAUCUGACUGUGCCGGCUCACAGUACAGCUCUGCUGGAGUGCAUGGCGUCUGGAAACCCUCGUCCGCUGAUCUCCUGGAGCCGAGCAGACCAUAAAUCUAUAGAUGUUCACAAAACUAAAGUUCUCGGCAAUGGAAACCUGAUCAUAUCUGAUGUGAAUCCUCAACACGCUGGAAUCUACUUCUGCCGCGCAACUACACCUGGAACCAGAAACUACACCAUCGCAGCCGCUAAUAUAACGGUGCUAGCGCCGCCAUCUCUUGUGGAGUGGCCAGAAAGCGUGACUCGACCACGGGCAGGAACGGCUCGCUUUGUGUGCACGGCGGAGGGUUUUCCGACCCCUCAGAUCACGUGGCUGAAGAACGGAGAACCUGUGCGCUCAAAUGGACGCAUCAAGAUGUAUAACAGUAAACUGGUGAUUAACCAAAUCAUCCCAGAAGACGACGGCAUCUAUCAGUGUGAGGCGGAGAACAUUCAGGGUUCAGUUCUGGCUAUGGCUCGUCUGAUCGUGGUGAUGUCUGAUAAUCGACCCAGCGCUCCCCGAAACAUCCGUGCUGACACCGUGUCCAGCUCCGCCAUCCUGCUCGCCUGGGACAGACCCGCGUACAACUCUGAGAAAGUCAUUGCUUAUUCUGUGCACUACAUGAAGGCGGAAGGUCUAAAUAACGAAGAGUACCAGAUUGUAAUCGGUAACGAUACCACCCGCUACAUCAUUGAUGACCUGGAGGCCGGGAGGAACUACACUUUCUACAUCGUGGCGUACAUGCCGAUGGGAGCCAGCCGCAUGUCAGACCAUGUCAUACAGCACACACUGGAGGACGUGCCCCUGCGUGCCCCUGAGCUGAGCCUGACGAGCCGCAGUCCCUCUGAUAUUCAGGUGUCGUGGCAGCCUUUGUCUCAUAAGCUGAGCCGUGGCCGUGUGUCUGCGUAUCGCCUCUCCUACAGGACCAGCUCAGACGGGACGCUGACACAGCUGGAGCUCUCGGCACACAAAACCCAUCAGCUGCUGGAGGGUCUGCAGCCUGACACCACAUACCUGCUCCGCAUCGCUGCCGCCACCGCUGUGGGCUGGGGAGAACCGUCCGCCUGGAGCUCUCACAGGACACCCAAAGCCUCCAGUACUAAAGUGCCCUUGGCGCCGGAGCUCCAGCUGGAGUCUCUGAACUGCACGACAGUCACCCUGCGCUGGCAUCUUCCCGCGGGCAGCAGCUCUGGACUGCAGGGCUUCAAACUCUCCUACCAUGAGGGUCAGCCGGAGGCAGCGCAGGCCCAGAUUCCUCCACACCACCGCCAGCACACCAUCGGAGGCCUGG
Messenger RNA from Danio rerio (zebrafish), 1654 nucleotides. It is a transcript of the gene prtga, whose product is annotated as protogenin homolog a (Gallus gallus). Gene Ontology annotation, cellular component: membrane. The record is from RefSeq and is marked provisional. Lineage: Eukaryota; Metazoa; Chordata; Actinopteri; Cypriniformes; Danionidae. Gene Ontology annotation, biological process: negative regulation of neurogenesis.